AUGUUUGGAUGUCACCGUAACAAUGACGUUGUGGCAAAGGGUGGAGGCGCAGACCUCACGAUCGCGCGCCAAACCAUCUUGGUUCUGCAAAUAUCCAACCAACGCGGUUGGUCCUCUCUGAGUGAAGGAAAUCGCUUUGUUGUGCUGUUCUCCUAUCAAAGCAAAGCAUCCCCUCAGUCCAUUUACAACUACAGCUACAACUAUAACUACCCGGUCCACCUUCAGCACCUGAACUCUACAACCACAAUCAUGGCAAGCUUCGUCGCAAAGAUCAUAAGCAAGAAGAUUCUGGGGGAGACUCUUGAGAAUAACUUUGGCAAAGAUGAUCCCUACUUCGAGACUGUACCGGCGACCCGUCUUGAUGGCAAACCUUCCAAAAAGAUCAAGAAGAGGCGCAAGGCCUUGCCACCAGGAAUAUCCGCUCACGAUGCAAAGGUUCUUACCAAGGUCAAGCGUCGCGCAUACCGCCUCGAUAUGUGUCUAUUCAGUUGCUUGGGAAUCCGCUUUGGCUGGAGUUCCGUCAUUGGAAUCAUACCUGCUAUCGGAGAUGCCAUCGAUGCCUUCAUGGCUCUGAUGGUCUACCGAACAUGCACGCAGGUUGAAGGUGGCCUACCAUCAGACGUCAAGAUGAAAAUGAUAUUGAACAUCAUCGUAGAUUUCGGCGUCGGACUGGUACCCUUCCUCGGAGAUAUCGUAGAUGCCUUAUUCCGGGCCAAUACCAAGAACGCCGUCAUCCUGGAGCAUUACCUGAGAGAGAAGGGAGCGAAGAGUCUCGAAGCACGAGGUCAGAUCGCUCCUGACAUCGACCCUAGCGAUCCCGAUGUAUUCGAUGUACAAAGCAGCGACGAAAAUCCACCUCCUCACUAUGCAAAUCAAGCGUCAACUCGACAUGGCACAGGCAAAGUUCCAAAGCAGCAUGACCAUGGUGUAAGGGGUGGGGGCAGCAAGCAGAGGAUACAAGAUCCCGAGAUGGGAUAUGAGGUGCGAAGGCCCGAAGCCGCAUAUGACAAUGAAACUCGGGGCAACAAGUCUACCUCGCGGAAGGGCAGGCGUUGA
Messenger RNA from Drepanopeziza brunnea f. sp. 'multigermtubi' MB_m1, 1056 nucleotides. NCBI's taxonomy places the organism in Eukaryota, Fungi, Ascomycota, Leotiomycetes, Helotiales, Drepanopezizaceae. The record is from RefSeq and is a predicted model, not a curated record.